UAUUUACAGAAGUCCGGAAAAAGCACGAAAGCUUCCUUCCAUUCGUCGUCGCCUGUACUCUCGUGCGAACGACACCGAAAAAAAAAUCGUAACCCCGCGAAGACCUGACCGCGCCGGAAACGACAAAAAUAAAAUAACUAACUGCCAAAUACCCAGGAGAAGACCCUAUACAGUCUCUUCGCGAGGGUAAUAACAAAAGAAAGAAAGAAAAAAAAAGAACCUAGAAAAGAAAAGGUAGCCACAGAAAAGGAGGGAGAUAGAGAGAGAAAAAUAAAAAAAAAUAAACCAGAAAGAGGUGCCAGAGAGAAUAUAGUAGAAGAAUGACGGGCCAGUCGCGAGGCUACACAGUGUCGAACCCGCGGUCGAGUCGCCAGGACGACGCUGCUUCUGCUGCUCCUCCGCGCGCGCCCCCGAGAACCAAGAAGUCCUCCAAGUUCCUCUCCUGCUUGUUCAGGCCAAGCAGGUCGUCGUCGUCUUCCGAUCAAUCGUCUGAGUCGAAUACAAAAAACCUCAUCAUGCCGGUUUGGGGAUACGGAAAAUCCACUGGUGAGUUUUGA
This is a messenger RNA of Notodromas monacha, 557 nucleotides long. The record is from the annotation of a GenBank genome assembly. Lineage: Eukaryota; Metazoa; Arthropoda; Ostracoda; Podocopida; Cyprididae.